UGCACUGCUGUUGAUAUGUUUAUCUCUGUCUUUUUCAGAUUAAUUCUUGAGAAGGAAGGGCCUCGUUCUUUAUUUCGGGGCCUGGGGCCCAAUCUAAUUGGAGUGGCUCCUUCACGGGCCAUCUACUUCGCCGCCUAUUCCAGCUCAAAGGAGAGACUGAACUGUGUGUUUGAACCAGACUCCACGCAGGUGCACAUGACGUCUGCUGGAAUUGCAGGGUUCACGGCCAUAACCGCAACCAACCCGAUUUGGUUGAUUAAGACGCGUCUACAAUUGGACGCCAGGAAGCGCGGGGAGCGUCGCAUGAAUGCUUUCGAGUGUGUGCGGCGUGUGUAUCAGACGGAUGGGCUACGUGGGUUUUACCGCGGCAUGUCUGCAUCUUAUGCAGGCAUCUCAGAGACUGUGAUUCACUUUGUGAUCUAUGAAAGCAUAAAACGGCGUCUUUCAGAGGCCAAAGCAGCAACGCACAUGGAUGGGGCUGAGGACACCACCAAAAACGUGUCUGACUUUGUGGGCAUGAUGCUGGCAGCCGCCACUUCCAAGACCUGCGCCACCUCCAUAGCCUAUCCACACGAGGUACUCCGUACACGGCUAAGGGAAGAAGGUACCAAGUACCGCUCGUUCUUCCAGAGUCUCAGCCUGGUGAUUAGAGAGGAAAGCUAUCGCGCUCUUUACCGAGGACUCGCCACACAUCUGGUCAGACAGAUCCCCAAUACGGCCGUCAUGAUGUGCACCUACGAGUUCGUCGUCUACCUGCUCGAAGGCUAAACUUUGACUUGAGGUGCCUCAGUAUUCAUGGACGAAGAGUUCUGUGCUUUCAUUCACAAUUUGGGAGUGUCUUCUGAGAGGAUGGUGUUGGGAGAAAAAGGAGAAAUGACUAAAAAGGUGGUGUCUAGAAAGCAAUGUUCUUUGGUUUUUCUUAACUUUCUGUCUUUUAAUGUUCUUUAAAAUGAUGCUGCUUCUAAAAAGCCUUGACAGUCCAUUCACCUUUAGCCUCCUCAGAGUGUUUUUUCCCUCUCAAACAGCACCUCACAUCAGAUAGAUCUUGUAUGUGGAUUCCGCAGGUUAUUUCUGUCAGAGAAGCUGUUCUAAUGUUGGCAGGUCAUUGAGGGGUUUGUCCGGCCCAUUGCUGUGCUGUAAUGGCGAUCAAAGCUUCACUGGAUCUUCUCAAGCUUUGAGCUGGAAAGGAAUCGGAGAGGAUCCAAACUGAGGCUUGCUUGCUUGUCUAGGAACAGCCAAUCAGGGUGCGCUUACACCAUGCAAUGCAAAAAGAUCUUACAUGGAUGCAUGUACCUGAGACUGUGCGCACACAUGUAUGCAAAAAAAAGAUG
Messenger RNA from Sinocyclocheilus grahami, 1331 nucleotides. Its product is annotated as solute carrier family 25 member 36-A-like. Gene Ontology annotation, molecular function: pyrimidine nucleotide transmembrane transporter activity. Gene Ontology annotation, biological process: pyrimidine nucleotide import into mitochondrion. The record is from RefSeq and is a predicted model, not a curated record. Gene Ontology annotation, cellular component: mitochondrion. Bases 16 to 768 code for a protein of 250 amino acids. NCBI's taxonomy places the organism in Eukaryota, Metazoa, Chordata, Actinopteri, Cypriniformes, Cyprinidae. The transcript has 5 exons.